UUCCCCGGACACCUUGGUCCCUUCCCUGGGCCGCCCCCGGACGCCUGGCUUCCAUCCCGGACGCCUGGGUCCCGUCUUUGUGUCACCCCCGGACGCCUGGGUCCCGUCUUUGUGUCACCCCCGGACGCCUGGGUCCCUUCUUUCUAACCCCCCGGACGCCUGGGUCCCUUCCCUGUGUCACCCCCGGACGCCUGGGUCCCUUCCCUGUGUCACCCCCGGACGCCUGGGUCCCUUCUUUGUGUCACCCCUGGAUGCCUGGAUCAUUCCCCGGACGCCUGGGUCCCUUCUCUGUGUCGCCCCCGACGCCUGGGUCCCUUCUUCCUAACCCCCCCGGACACCUGGGUCCUGUCUUUGUGUCACCCCCGGACGCCUGGGUCCUUCCCCGGACGCCUGGGUCCCUUCUCUGUGUCACCCCCGGACGCCUGGGUCCCUUCUUUCUAACCCCCCCGGACGCCUGGGUCCUUCCCCGGACGCCUGGGUCCCUUCUCUGUGUCACCCCCGGACGCCUGGGUCCUUUCCCGGAUGCCUGGGUCCCUUCUUUCUAACCCCCCGGACGCCUGGGUCCCUUCUUUGUGUCACCCAGGACGCCUGGGUCCCUUCUUUCUAACCCCCCGGACGCCUGGGUCCCUUCCCUGGGCCACCCCUGGACGCCUGGGUUCCUCCACCAGGACGCCUGGGUCCUUCCCCGGACGCCUGGGUCCCUUGUUUGUGUCCCACCCCCCGAACUCCUGGGUCCCCCCCGAACUCCUGGGUCCCUGGGGCACUCCUGGGUCCCCUGAUGUCCCCUCCCCCAGGUACCGGCGCUGUGACAAGAUCGAGGCGCGAAAACUGGAGCGGCUGGCGCAGAGAGGCCGCUGCCCCCCCCGCGUGACCCCCUGGGACUCGGAGGACUCGGGGGACUCGGGGGACAUGGGGGGGGACACCGGGGGGGACCCGGGGGGGGCGGAGCCUCCGAGGCGUUCGGGGCGGCGCCUCCUCAGGCCCCGCCCACGGGCCCCACCCACGGCCACGCCCACGGCCACGCCCACCGAGCCGGACAGUGCGGGGACGGCAACCGAUGAGCGCCCCCUGGAGGAUCCCGAGGAGCCGCCCCGCCCCCGCCGGCCGCUCCAACCGCUGCUGCAGCUGCGGGCCAGGAGGAGGAUGGGGGAUUGGGCCCCCCCCGGGUCCCCCAGAGCGGCUGGGGGGGGAGGGGCCGCCCCAGCGACGGCCACAACCGACUGCGGGUGGAUUUCAAGGAGGACCCGGCCCUGACAACGUGUGGCUCAUGGGGGGUCUGAGCGUCGUGGGCUCCGUCCCCCCCAGCGGCCCCGUGCUCUGCCUGCUGUGCGCCAGCAGGGGGCAGCACCAGCUGGUGCUGUGCCAGGUGUGCUGCCAGCCCUUCCACCGGUUCUGCCUGGGCGCCGAGGCGCCGGCCCCGGGGCAGACGCGCUGGAGCUGCCGGCGCUGCCAGAGCUGCCACGGCUGCGGGAGGAGGGGACGCGCCGGCAAGCGCCUCCUGGAGUGCAGCCGGUGCCACCGCUGUUUCCACCCGGGGUGUCUGGGCCCCGGGGCCCCCCCCCAGCACAGCCCCUCCCCCAACGCAAUGGGUGAGCACCGGGGCACCCGUGGGUGGGGGCGCCCAUUGGGUGGGGUCAAUAGUGG
Molecule: messenger RNA, 1644 nt
Organism: Columba livia (rock pigeon)
Lineage: Eukaryota; Metazoa; Chordata; Aves; Columbiformes; Columbidae
Product: histone-lysine N-methyltransferase 2B-like
Exons: 7
Coding region: 523-1254 (243 amino acids)
Source: RefSeq, a predicted model, not a curated record